ACUUGUCAACAAGCCAACGUCAUUUUAGGUCACCAUUUCUGCCUCUUGUCGUUAUUAUUUGAGUAUAUAGUAAACAAUAAUUGGUAGUCUUGAAUAAAAAUAACAAGUUUUGAAUAAAUAAAAAAUGAGUCGUGGCGGGCGUUCGGCUACAACCACAAAAGUAUUUGUGGGUAGUUUACCUGCGGAAACUACACCAGAAGAUCUAAAAAAGCUUUUCUCCCCUUACGGACCAAUUGCAGAAUGCGACAUUGCAAACCGAUGUGGAUUUCUCCAUUUGGAUGAUCAAUCUUUAGCCGAAAAAGCUAUUGAAGAAUUGAACGGUUCAGAAUUCAUGGGUACCAAAAUUUCUGUCGAAAAGGGUAGAGUGAAACCACGUAGAGGUGGAGGACCGAGAGGUGGUCGAGACCGCGGAGGACCCUAUUCCAGAGGAGGCGGCGAUUUUCGUGGAAGAAAUGGAGGUUUCGGGGGCGGACGUGAUUUUGGUCCAUAUAGAGGAGGCGGUAGAGGUGGAUACGGAUCUGGUGGUGGUGAUAGAGGAGGUUAUGAUGACCGACGUGGUAGGCAAUCUAUGGGAUGUUAUGAUGACCGAAGAGGCGGUGGUGGAUAUGAUCGAGGCGGUUUUGAAGGUAGACCUGGUGGUUACGAUAAUAGGAGAGAUGGUUACGGUGGUUAUGGAGAUCGUGGUGGUGGAUAUGAUAGGCAGGGCGGUUAUGACAAUAGGGGUGGUUAUGAGGACAGAAGAGGAGCUAUGGGAGGAUAUGAUGACCGAAGGCAAGCUGGAGAUAUUAGAGGCGACCUCUAUAGUCGACGAGAUGGUAGUGUAGUACCCAAACAAGGAGGAUACAAUGGAGCUAACGGGUACGGAGGUGCUUAUCCUGGUAGUACAGGCUCUUAUGGUGAUACUUCUGGAGGUUACGGUACUAGUACCACAUCUUAUAAUCAAUCAGCAAGUAGUUACGGAUCUGGAGGUUACGGUGCAGAUGCUUCAGUGAGUGGUGGUUAUAGUGCGGGCAGUUAUGGUACAGUAGCACAAACGAGCGCUGGAUAUCAGGAUAGAGGAAACUAUAACGCACAAACUGCUGAUGGUUAUGGAGGAUCUUACUCAGCCACAUCUGGUACUAGAAGUGGUUAUGAUUCUGCAUAUCCACCAUUGCCACAACAAAGAGGUUCUAUGUAAUAACCAAAACAGUCGGUUUUGUUUCGAGUUGCCCUGAAACUCAAACUCUCAAAGAAGUUUAACGAAAUCAUGUGGAUAUUCUUUGAUGGUGAUCCAGUUUUCUAUUAAGAAUGCGUAAGAAGUUUUGUUUUUUAAAAGUGAGGAUACAUUCUAAUUGAGUAACAAUUUUUUUCUCAUGUUUAGUUGUGUACGUAGGAAAAUACAUUUUUUAUGGAAUAUAAUUUUUGUGUAAUUUUUGACAAGAAAUGUUGUAGGAAUCAAGUUGUCAAUCCUAGCAUUAGGAAACAUCGGAAAACGAUUAUUUAAUAAGAAAUGAGAAUCGAGUGGAUGUUGAAAAUUUUUAUUUUCAAAUAUGUUUCUCAGUGCCGAUACUACAAUAUUUCUUGUAACCAAAAUGUCACUGAUGAUUCACUUUCUUUAUCAGUUACAUUUACAAAUGUUAAUGGUGUAAAAUAUUUUGAAACAAAUUUAAAUUUCAGAACUGUGAUCAAUUUUUUCUCUUUUUUGUUUAUCUUUCCAGAUAUGGGUUUUGGUUCUUCUUGUACCUACGUUUUCUCUAUUUUUCUUCCUUACCAAUUCAACAGUUUCUACUUCUUUUUUUUAUUAUGGAUUCUUGUUUUUUCAUUUCAUCAUUUUCCCUUCUUCUACAUUAAUUUUUGUAUUUUAUUUCUACAAUUUCCUAUGAAGAAUUUAGGUGUUUCUAUCAUGUUUUCAUGUAGGUAAUUAGAAAUUUUGAUGUUUAUUAGCUUCAGAAUCGAAGGAAUUACAAGAUUCUGGUUCAACAUUUGUAUAUAUUGCAAUUUGGUGAACCUUAUGUAGCAUUCGGUUGUGUACAUCUUCUCCAAUAACAUACAUGCAUUUAUUUAAUUCUGUUUUUUUUUGUUUUUCUUUCAGUCUUUAGUUCAAUUGAUGAUUCUCAAGAUGAAUUUUAUAAUUUGCAAUUAUUUUUUACUUUUCUGCAAUUUGGUAAACUGUAAAUAGCAUUCGGAUGCGUACAUCUUCUCUAAUAAUGAUCUCUUCGAUAACCACUAUAUUUAUUUCAUUCUGAUAUCGGUUUUUUGGUUUUUCUUCUUGUUUUUAGUUCCAUCUUUAAUUUAAUAGAUUAAUAGUCUAAUCCGAUGGUCAUGACCUUUAGUGAAUGAAGUGGGAUUUUUUUUUAAUUACAAAUGAGGUGGUUUUUACUAUUAAUUUUCGGUUGUUUAUUGUUCAGAGUGAAUAAAUUGAUGCAGUUUUGAAUAAUUUCGAUUUUGACGUGAAAUAAUAUCACCAUUAUACAUUCAGAUGAUUAUUUGCGCCUUUGAGAUAUUUUUGCAGCGUAAACACAUUGACGAUGAUGAAGAUGGUCAAAAAUAUUUGCGUUUACGUAAAGAUAUUAAUUGGUCCUCUUGCGCCCAGCUACAAACGUUUUUAAAUUAUUUAGAAGUCUGCGUAUAUUAAAAAAAAAUAAUCUUGCGCCUUUUGGUAUCGAAUAUAAAUUAAAAAUAUAUAUAUAUUUUUGCGCAAUUUCUAUUCAUAUACGUAUAAAUGUAAUGCGCCAAAUUCCGACGAUUUACCUGGAUAAAUAUAUAGAAUGCGUUCAAAAAAAGUUUGCGCCACUAGAAAUCGACGUUUGACGCAAGUUUUCCAAUCCCGUGCGCAAUUCGAUGAACAUUCGAGGUCCGUCCGCACGUUUUAUUAGCGCACUUUGAGGUAUGUGUUUUUUAUACUGUUACAGGAUAGACUUUUGACUGCAAAAAAAUGUUUUAUUUUUUGGUAAUCGCGCUCCCCUCGCCCCUUUUGGGUUCCAAAAAAUCCAUAAAUAACCCGAUAUCAACGAAUUUUUUCGAAAUCUUUGCUUUUACGUCGGAUUUGUUGAUGUAACGGUUACACAGCCACACGCCAACUAACGGCGCCUGUUAUUAACUUGAUGUAGUGGAAAGUAUAAUGCGACGGCUAUACAGCCGCAUGCCAUCUAACGGCGAUAAUUAUAACUGAUAUCGCGCUCUCUUCGUUUCUUUUUGGUCCUAGAAAAUCGAAAAAUCAUUCGAUAUCAACGAAUUUCUUCGAAAUCUUUGUUUUUACGUCGGAUUUGUCGUUGUUAUAACGGUUAGACAGCCCCACGAUAUCUUACUGAUAAAUCAUAUCAAAAUGUUCGUUUAUUAAUUUUUUAUGAAUGAAAUUUUAUUAAUGUGUCUUAAAUUCAAUUUUUUUUCUCUAAUAAUUAUAAUUAUACGCGAAGAAAGAUAAAUUUUGAGAGGAUAUACAGUAGCACGCCUUCUAACUUGAUAUAGUGGAAAGUAUGUGACGGGUAGACAGUCGCACGCCAUCCAACGGCGUUGAUCAUGACGGGUACACAGUCGCACGCUAUCCAACGGCGUGGAUAAUCAUUUAUAAGAGGUAGUGAGUGGUAAUUAAAGGUCUAGAUGUUUCUGGAGGAAAAAGUUAACCGUAGAUGUUUCUAUAAUGUUCAAGAAGAGUCUACAGUAGAAUAUUCAAUUAAAGAUACGUGGAGAUCAAUACAAACAAUCUGGGAAGUGACAAGUGGUACAUAAAGUGAUUGUUAGUAGUGUUGCGAUUGGUGUCAUGUUUCAAAUUAAACAUUUUUAUUUACAAAUCUCACCAGAAAAUCAUUAAAUUAUUGUAAGGCGUAUAUUUUGGUAUUAUUUUUCAUAAAUCCGUCAUAAAAACGAAGAUUUAAAAAGUUUUCUUCGAUUUUCUAGUGCCGAAAAACGUCAUACUUCAAAAUUUUUAACCGAAAGUUAUUUUUUUUACAUAUGAGUAAAAAAUAGUGUAUCGAAACUCAGUAGAAGUAGACCCACCGAUUCUCCUCAGGAAACUCACAGUUUUGAUUAUUUUUGGUAUAUGGAGAUGAAACGUUGCCAAACCUAACCUCUAUUUGACUAAAUAUCGAAAUAGUGUGUCGAAACUCAACAAGACCCACCGAUUCGCCCCAGAAAACUCACAGUUUUGUUUCUUUUCGGUCUAUAGUGUCUAAUGGUGACGAAACAUCGUCUAACCUAACCUCUCUUUGACUUAGUAUCGAAAUAGUGUGUCGAAACUCAACAAGAUCCAAUGAAUCGCCCCAGGAAAUCUCGAAAUAGUGUGUCGAAACUCAACCAAACCCACCAAUUAGCCCCAGGAAACUCUUAGUUUUGUUUCUUUUCGAUAUAUAGUGUCUAAUGAUGACGAAACAUCGUCUAACCUAACCUCUCUUUGACCAAAUCUCGAAAUAGUGUGCGAAACUCAACCAGAUCCACCAAUUCGCCCCAAGAAACUCCGAUUUUCAAAUGAGGAUACCAAAAAUUUUCAACCAAAAGUUAUUUUUUUUGCGCCGAAGCAGAUAUAUCAAAAUAUUUCGAAACAACCUGCUAUUUUUGACAAGACCCUGUACACUACUGGAAUUUCAAAUUAAUGCUGUGUAUACGUCGACACCCUGUAAGGACUAGAAACAACAAAUUGUACGCGGAAAAAUUUUUUAUUCCACCGCCUAAAAAAAAUUAAUUCGCGUUAUUGAAAAAUUUGUUUAAUUGGUUGAGGAGUUUUAUUUUUUUAGUUACCUUUAAAUAAAAUAAAAAUAUGAAAAUUUUUUUAGGUAACGGAGGUGAUAGAAGUACCGACGAUUUUGGAAAAGAAAAAUAUAUUGGACAGAAAAAAAAUCCCGUCGAUUCAAGAUGAAACGAGCAUCGAAGAAACAUUAAAUGAAAUAUUGUUGAGAAAAAAAAUUAUGAUUAUUAAAUCAUAUUUUUCAUUAAA
This is a messenger RNA of Diorhabda carinulata, 4909 nucleotides long. RefSeq lists its product as uncharacterized. The record is from RefSeq and is a predicted model, not a curated record. Gene Ontology annotation, cellular component: cytosol. The transcript is spliced from 6 exons. Lineage: Eukaryota; Metazoa; Arthropoda; Insecta; Coleoptera; Chrysomelidae. The coding region runs from base 125 to 1177 and encodes 350 amino acids. Gene Ontology annotation, molecular function: mRNA binding.